Strongyloides ratti is the source of this 363-nucleotide messenger RNA. RefSeq lists its product as hypothetical. The record is from RefSeq and is a predicted model, not a curated record. NCBI's taxonomy places the organism in Eukaryota, Metazoa, Nematoda, Chromadorea, Rhabditida, Strongyloididae. Bases 1 to 363 code for a protein of 120 amino acids. The transcript is spliced from 2 exons.
AUGUUAUUAAUAUAUUUUACGGUUUUUAUAUUUUCAUCACAAACUAUUAAAUAUGUAAUUUCUGAAGAAGCUGUCUUUAAUUAUAUUUGUGGUAAUGAUCCUUAUCGAUUUUUUUCACAUGUUCCUUGUGAAUAUUAUCAAAUAUGCCCAAAUGGAGGUUUUGACGCAUUUAUAAAAUGUAAAUUAAAUGAAGAUUGUAAAGCUGUAAGUACAUCUUUAAUGUGUGUUAUAAACCGUUGUUGUACAUUGCCAAAUGUUGUUUCUCAAGUAUAUAUAAAAUCAUCAACAAAAAUAAAUAUUAAUAUUAAAUAUAUGUCGAUUAUAAUAGGAGUUUUUACAUGGAUAGCAAACGAUUUAUUUUAA